UACACAGUCAUUUCAUGACCACCAACAAACAGCCCAGUACAGGAGUCCAGGGUAACCAACAGCUGCAUGCAAGGUGUGUGUCCUAAGGUGUGUUUACAGAGGCUGUUGGUGAUACGACGAAGGUGUAAUGACUGGCCCAAAUAGAUAAUACGGAACCGACUAGAAGUGUAAGUGAAGAUUUAUGGACCUAUGCUGUUCACUAGGAAAGCGUCAAUCUCAGGUGAGUAUGGUGUGUGAGCUCACAGUGUAAGGACUUCAGAAGCAUCUCAGCGAGUUGUAGCGGUGGUCAGUUCUGAACAUGGCUCCCAGUGACUCUGAGCUCCCGGAUAAGAAAGAACUGAAGCCUGGUCUCCGUGUUUCACCCAUAACCGGGGCAGUGUUGGCCUUCCUGGCGAUAGCUGUUGCUGUUGGGGUUGGACUGAUCGUACAUUUCGUGGAGAAGGGCAAGGAGGUGAGGUGUGUGUGUUCCCCGGCCAAUGUAGCUCCGGGUGAGUCGAGCCUACACGCCGCUGCACUUCUCGAAGACUGCAAGAAUCUGGCCACAGACCCCAUGUCAGGGUUAUGCGGACUAUGCAACGCCGCCAAAGCAAAGGAAGAUGUCAUAUUUCUUCCCAAAACGGUCAAGCCAAUCUUCUAUGAUCUGGAAAUGAGACCAAAUAUGUACGAAGGCGAUCCGUCGGCCUUCACUUUCGAUGGCUAUGUGAAGAUAACCAUUGAGUGUCUAAAACCGACGAAUGACGUCAUUCUACACGCCAACAAACUUGACAUCACUUCAGGAACAGUUGAGUUCGGUGCUGAAGAUAACGCUUCUGACGAUGUGAAGUAUAUGUCACAUGACCUUGAUCCUGCCAAUCAACUUCUGAAAAUACAUUUGAAUAAAGAAAUGGCCAAGAACAAGGUCUACUAUUUGAAGAUGAACUUUACUGGACCUUUGAAGAAUGAUCUCGUUGGGUUUUACCUCAGUUCGUACAAACGAGGAGGCGCAGCCGUGUACCUAGCCUCCACCCAGUUCGAAUCUACAGACGCCCGCAAAGCCUUCCCGUGUUUUGAUGAACCUGAACUGAAGGCUCAUUUUAACAUCACCCUGGUACGGAGGCAGAAUCUGACAACGAUAUCAAACAUGAAGCUGCAGCGAACAGAGAACAGGGAAGCUGGCUUCGUGGCUGACAUUUACCCGACAACUCCAAUCAUGUCGACAUAUCUGGUGGCCUUCGUGGUGUCCGACUUUCAGUAUCUGUCCAACACAACCAGUAGAGGGCUGGAGUACCGCAUCUGGUCCCAGGAGGAAUCCCUCAGCUCCCUCCAGUACGCCAUGAGUGUUGGAACUAGGACCAUCUCCUUCUAUGAAAACUACUUCAAUAUAUCCUUCCCUCCAAAGCAAGACAUGGUUGCGAUUCCUGACUUCGGUCCCGGGGCCAUGGAGAACUGGGGCUGCAUCACCUACCGCGCUAUCCGGCUGUUCUACACUGACGGCAUCACGAGCUCCUCGGCCAAACAGUCUGUGCUGGUCGACAUCACACACGAACUGGCUCAUCAAUGGUUCGGCGACCUUGUCACAAUGAAGUGGUGGGAUGACCUCUGGCUCAAUGAAGGCUUCGCCACAUUUUUUGAAUAUUUUGGCGCUGACCACAUAGAGCCUGACUGGGAUAUGUAUAACCAGUUUGUUGCUGAGGAAAUAAUUCCUGUGUUUGAAACUGACGGAACAGUGACGUCACAUCCUGUUUACGUGGACGUGAAGAAACCAGAGGAGGUGGAGCAGAUUUUUGAUGACAUUUCCUACAACAAGGGCGGAUCAGUGUUGCGGAUGCUCAAGUUCUCCAUCGGUGAUGAGACCUUUCAGCGUGGACUCACUAGAUACCUGCGCUCCCGGGCCUACAGUAACGCUGAUCACAACGACCUAUGGGCUGCCUUAGAAGCGCAAGCUAAAGAGGACAAAAAGGACGUCCCUGUCGCCGACACGAUGAAGACGUGGACGCUGCAGAUGAACUAUCCAGUUGUCACGGUGUCCAGGGCGGGGAGCAACAAGCUGAAGCUGCAACAGAAGAGGUUCCUCUUGGACCCGUCAGCAGCGGACCCCGGGACCUACACAUCACCCUACGAAUACAAGUGGAACAUUCCGUUCACGUUCACAACCAGCUCCCACAAGAACUUCAGUGUAACUGACGCAGACAUCGUGUGGGUGAUGCGAGAUGCUGGAUCAGAUGUGUAUUCUACCAAUGUAAACAUACCGGAUACAAGUGAUGGCACGAGUUGGAUUGUGGGUAAUGUCCAACAUCACGGCUUCUACCGCGUCAACUACGAUGUGGACAACUGGAACAAUAUUAUCAGGCAGCUCAAAAUGGACCAUGACGCUAUCAUUCCGAUCAACCGAGCUCAGAUAAUAAACGACGCUGCCGAUCUGGCAAGAUCAGGACUGCUGGAGCAGCGUGUUGCUCUGGGGACGUUGGAGUACCUCGGGUCGGAGGUGAACUAUUACCCUUGGACCAUCGCCCUGACCAAACUGGACUACAUAGACUUGAUGUUAAGGGACACGGAGAUAUACGGCGCUUUCCAGGAUUUCCUGAGAACGAGCAGCUCCACGGCCUUCAAACACUACGGCUUUGAGGACUCCGGUCCCAGCCACAUAGAAUCGUAUGCCCGAAAGAUGGUCGUCAGUGCAGCGUGCUCAUCCCAAAACCCAACGUGCCGACAACGAGCUAAGGAAAUAUUUCAAGCAUGGAAGCAAAAUCCACGAGCUAAUAGAAUCAAACCCGACCUGUUGAGGACAGUCCUCUGCAUUGGCGUGUCUGACGGUACUGCCGAUGACUGGGACGUCCUCUACAGCAGAUACCAGACAGAGACGUCGCUGUCAGUCAAGGACGACAUGCUGAUGGCGCUGUCGUGUUCUAGAGAGCCCUGGGUCAUUGACACGUAUCUUCGAAGAACCAUCACGGCAGGCGAGAUUCCAAAGGAUGAUACGACUCGGGUGUUAUAUUUCGCCCCUAGACUCAACGGCAAAACACAACCAUUCGUGUGGGACUUUCUCAAGCAACAUUACAGUCUGCUGAGGGACGACUACAGCGCCAGUUUCUACUACUUCGCCAAGAUGAUUCUUAGUGCAACAGGUACAUUCAACACGGAGUUCCACCUGAAACAGCUGGAGACCUUCGUCAAUUCUACAGAUGACCUUGGCAUUGGCUCAGCGGCCUUCUCGCAGGCGAUAAGUCAGACCAAGGCCAACAUAAAAUGGAUGGAUGAGAAUUAUCCAGUCAUCAAACAAUGGCUGAUGGAGCUGGGAUAUUACAGUACGUACAGUGAAACCUUGUCUGUACGAAAUUACAGUGAACCCUUGUCUGCACGAAAUUGUAGUGAAACCUUGUCUGUACGAAAUUGUAGUGAAACCUUGUCUGUACGAAAUUGUAGUGAAACCUUGUCUGUACGAAAUUGUAGUGGAACCUUGUCUAUACGACCCCUUCUAUUGCUAAUGAACAAAUUAUUGACAUUAGACAUUUACUUCAAGUGUCAAGUAGCUGUUUUGAAUAAUGAGGACCACAACCAGAAGGAACCUUCAACCUCAGAAGACAUUUUCCUUCCUAAAGACGUCAAGCCUAUCUCUUACGACCUGGAAAUGAAGCCUAACAUGUACGAGGGUGAUCCAGCCAGCUUCACAUUCGAAGGUUCUGUUACCAUACACAUCCAGUGUCUGCAGCCCACAAGGGACGUCACUCUUCACAUCAACAAACUCAACAUCACUUCCGGUUCUAUUGAAGUCGGACCAGACCGUGCCGGGGUAGCUGCAUUCAGAUACGUGUCUCACGAGGAAAACCACGUGAGCCAGUUCUUGACGAUCCAUGUGAAUGAAGACCUGAAGAAAGACGGCUUGUAUUAUCUCAAGAUGAACUUCACGGGGCCUCUUCGAGAUGAUCUUGCUGGGUUCUAUCUCAGUUCCUACAAAACCGGAAACACUACUGUUUAUCUGGCGACAACGCAGUUCGAGUCAACUGAUGCCCGGAAGGCAUUCCCUUGCUUUGAUGAACCGGCCCUGAAGGCGAGGUUUAACAUAGUACUUGUGAGGAAGAGGGACUUUAAAUCUACGUCGAACAUGCCGAUUAAUCGAACAGAAAUCAGGCCCGGCGGUUACCAAGCCGACAUCUACCAGACCACGCCACUCAUGUCUACAUAUCUCGUCGCGUUUGUAGUGUCGGAUUUUGAACAUAUAAACGGAAAUACCUCCCGUGGUUUACAGUAUCGUGUAUGGGCGAGGAAGAACGUCCUGACUCAGCUGGAUUACGCUCUGGAUGUGGGGACAAAGGUCAUCUCGCACUACGAGACAUACUUCAACCACACGUUCCCCCUGCCUAAACAAGACAUGAUCGCGAUCCCCGACUUUGCAAUGGGCGCCAUGGAAAACUGGGGGAUGAUCACGUACCGUGAAAGUCUGCCUGUCACCAACAACUAUGCUAAACAACAGGUCUUGGUGGCAAUUGCCCAUGAACUGGCACAUCAGUGGUUCGGGAACCUGGUGACACCGAAAUGGUGGGACGACUUAUGGCUCAGAGGGUUCGCCACAUUUGUGGAAUAUAUGGGAUCGGAUCUAGUAGAGCCACAAUUUAAGAUGUUUGAGCAGUUCGUGGUGCAAGAGAUGUUUCCUCUAUUUACUGAAGACGGCUUAGUGACGUCACACCCGGUCUAUGUUGAUGUGAAAACUGUCGACGAAAUCAACGAAAUAUUUGACGACAUUUCCUAUAACAAGGGAGGGACUGUGAUAAGAAUGCUGAGGGUUUUCAUCGGUGAAGAUACUUUCCCAGAAAGGUUUAUCCGUAAAUACUUGGAGAACCGGAAGUACUCAAAUGCAGACCAUGACGACCUGUGGGCAGCCCUCGACUCCCAAGCAAAGGCAGAUAAAAAACCAGUAGAUGUGGUGGACACGAUGAAGACGUGGACGCUGCAGAUGAACUAUCCAGUUGUCACGGUGUCCAGGGCGGGGGGCAACAAGCUGAAGCUGCAGCAGAAGAGGUUCCUCUUGGACCCGUCAGCAGCGGACCCCGGGACAUACACAUCACCCUACGAAUAUAAAUGGAAUAUCCCUUUCACCUUCACAACGAGUUCAGAGAAAACUUCAACAAGACUGAUGCGGACAUUACACGUACAGUACAACACUACCCAUUCCGACCACUGUCCAUCCGACUGGGUCAUCGGCAACAUUGGUCUGUACGGGCUGUACCGGGUCAACUACGAAGACAGCAACUGGAAGGCUCUCAUCAAUCAGCUAGCCACUGACCACACGGUGAGAGACUCUGUACCCGACAUGAUCGCGAUCCCCGACUUUGCAAUGGGCGCCAUGGAAAACUGGGGGAUGAUCACGUACCGUGAAAGUCUGCUGCUGUCACCAACAACUACUAAACAACAGGUCUUGGUGGCAAUUGCCCAUGAACUGGCACAUCAGUGGUUCGGGAACCUGGUGACACCGAAAUGGUGGGACGACUUAUGGCUCAAUGAGGGGUUCGCCACAUUUGUGGAAUAUAUGGGAUCGGAUCUAGUACAGCCACAAUUUAAGAUGUUUGAGCAGUUCGUGGUGCAAGAGAUGUUUCCUCUAUUUACUGAAGACGGCUUAGUGACGUCACACCCGGUCUAUGUUGAUGUGAAAACUGUCGACGAAAUCAACGAAAUAUUUGACGACAUUUCCUAUAACAAGGGAGGGACUGUGAUAAGAAUGCUGAGAUUUUUCAGUGAAGAUACUUUCCAGAAAGGUUUAUCCAGUAAAUACUUGGAGAACCGGAAGUACUCAAAUGCAGACCAUGACGACCUGUGGGCAGCCCUCGACUCCGUGACAAAGGCAGAUAAAAAACCAGUAGAUGUGGUGGACACGAUGAAGACGUGGACGCUGCAGAUGAACUAUCCAGUUGUCACGGUGUCCAGGGCGGGGGGCAACAAGCUGAAGCUGCAGCAGGAGAGGUUCCUCUUGGACCCGUCAGCAGCGGACCCCGGAACCUACACAUCACCCUACGAAUAUAAAUGGAAUAUUCCUUUCACCUUCACAACGAGUUCAGAGAAAAACUUCAACAAGACUGAUGCGGACAUUGUGUGGAUGAAGAGGGAUGACAAAACAGACACGUACAGUUCACCACUAUCCAUUCCGACCACUGGCAAGUCCGACUGGGUCAUCGGCAAUAUUGGUCUGUACGGGCUGUACCGGGUCAACUACGAAGACAGCAACUGGAAGGCUCUCAUCAAUCAGCUAGCCACUGACCACACGGUGAUUGACAAGACAAAUAGGGCACAGAUCAUCAACGAUGCCUGGGACUUGGCCCGAUCCGGCCACCUGAAACAGGAGAUAGCGCUCCAGACAGUGGAGUAUCUAAGCAAUGAGACUGAUUACUUCCCCUGGACUGCUGCUAGGGGAAAGCUAGCGUACGUGGACUCUAUGCUGCAGAACACAGAGAUGUAUGGACGGUUUAAGAAAUUCAUGAGGACCAUAACAGCAACACCCUUCUCUAAAGUGGGUCUGAAUGACACAGGUGCUUCCCAACUUGAAUCGUUUGCUCGGCGGGAGAUUGUGGCGGCGGCGUGUGAAUCCUCCAGUCGGGAAUGUGUCAGACAAGUCAAAGACCUGUUCUCGAAGUGGAAGAACAACUCAGUUCAAAACCCGCUGUACCCUGAGUUACGGAAGACCAUCUGUGUACGGGGUGGCCGAGGGGAGCCGGACGACUGGUUUGAGGUGUACUCCAGGUAUAAGACAGAAACCGAGAUUGCCAUCAAAGGUGAUCUGCAGUAUGCGCUGACGUGUGCCUCUUCUGAGUGGAUUUUACACACUCUUCUGAAACGCGCCAUCACGCCUUCAGAGAUCAGUCGUUCGGAUUCAACACGGAUCUUGUACUAUGUAUCGAACAGCGCCAGGGGACAGCCUUUAGUGUGGAACUUCAUCAAGGCGAACUGGCCACUUCUCCGUGAUGAGUUCAGCGCUACUUUCAACUACGUGGCUAAGAUGAUCACAGGCUCAACCAGAGGGUUCAAUACCAAGCAGCAGCUACAGGAGAUUGAGGACUUCAUGAGAUCAACUCCCAAUCUAGGAAUUGGUGAACGUGCUUUCCACCAAGCCGUAGAACAAACCAAGUCUAACAUUAAGUGGAUGAGCCACAUCUACCCAAGUGUUAAACAAUGGCUGGACGGGAUGUCUUUUUCUAUUUGAAGAUUGGGAAGGAGAGCGCCACUGUAACAGACACAGAAUAUACGGAAUAUACAUAUUUCAGACAUUGAGUAUACGGAAUAUAUAACUUUCAGAAAUUGAGUAUAUAGACUAUACAUAUUUCAGACACUGAGC
Haliotis rubra (blacklip abalone) is the source of this 7300-nucleotide messenger RNA. RefSeq lists its product as uncharacterized. Gene Ontology annotation, molecular function: metalloaminopeptidase activity; peptide binding; zinc ion binding. The record is from RefSeq and is a predicted model, not a curated record. Gene Ontology annotation, biological process: peptide catabolic process; proteolysis. Lineage: Eukaryota; Metazoa; Mollusca; Gastropoda; Lepetellida; Haliotidae. Gene Ontology annotation, cellular component: cytoplasm.